CGGGCAAACAUCUUUGCUCUGGCCAAAGGAUGAAGAUGAUGACCACAUAGCUACAUGCCCAAAGCUUGUCAUCUAAGUAAUCAAUUUGUAUCCAUUAUAACCAUUUUACGUCUUAAUCUGUGUAUGAGUCCAUAGCAGAAGAACAAUGUGCGUCAGUUAAAGCCUUCCCCUCUAGGCAGUGUGAGAUUGGGUCUGCCCGGGCUGAGGAAUGUGUUUUUCUGGGACGGAUGAGGAAGCACUGCAGGCCCCAUGAGUGCAGGAGGCUGGACCAGAGCUCAGAGAUUAGCUGGGCCUCAUGACCAGGACCUCAGUCCUCUUAGCCCCACGGCCAACAUGGACGACUUCACCACCCGGUCCUAUGGCACGGGUACGCUCGACAACCGGCCGCUCUUCGGGGAGACCUCUGCACGGGAUCGUUUCAUUAACCUGGCCGUUGGUGGAGUCACGUCACUGGUUGUCAUUGUCACCAUCAUCAGUUCCUUUAUAUUCCCUGCCCCACCUCCCAAAGCCCUCAACAUCUUCUUUGGAUUCUGCAUAAUCAUGAUCUGUUCUUCAGUGCUAGUUUUGAUAUUCUGGUAUCGCCAGGGAGACUUGGAGCCCAAGUUCCGGAACCUCAUCUACUACUGCAUCUGCUCAAUCAUCCUCCUGUGCCUCUGUGCCAAUUUGUACUUUCACGACGUUGGCAGAUGAAAACUACUUACAUUGCCUUAAACCAAGCUGCACUGAGAGAAAAGAUAUCUGAAUGGCUGCCCUGCAUGGCUUUAUUUUUCAAAUGAAAAAUCAAACAAUCAAACUGCUAUAUGGUCAAAUGUCUUGUUAAUAAUGAGUGGUGAAGAAUGUAUGACUUAUCCUUAGUUCGGCACUUUGAAACCUCAGGAGUAUAAAUAUUUAAGCUUAGAGAUCCAAAUAGAAAGACUGUCCCACAGGUCAUAGUUUGUCUGUUUAGGAAGGCAUUCCUAGUGUUUCAGAACCAAUCCAAGCAAUUCACAAUAAGCUGUAUCAGAUAACUGCUGGGACAAUCAAUGAGUGGGACCACUGCUGCUAAGACUAGAAAGUAGAGAGCCGUUACUUUUAACUUUGUGUAUAUUCAAAAAUAUAAUUAUGUAUAAUGUAUAAUAAUGUAUAUAAUAAUAUGUAAUUUUCUAGCAAACUAAAUGUGAGACGUGUUCAUCUAAGAGACACAGAAAAUAUAGCAAUAUAAUGUGGAAAUAAAGAUAACUUAAUAUAAUUUCCCCUGCUUGUCCUUAGUUAUGACCGCCCUCUGCUGGUCAAAGAGUGGGAUUGGUGUUGUGAAGCAUGAGAUCUACCCGGGAAUGGACUUCGUGACCAAGACUUUCGAAUACUUCUAGUUUGUGAGUGUCCAGACACAGACGAGUCCAUUCAGCUGAUCUGUUCUUGAAUCAGUAGCCUAUUGUAUAGCUUUUAGAAAUCCAACAGAUCAAAUCUGAAUAAUGUGAUAGAGUAGGCUAGUUAGUGACAGAAUAAUAUGAUUAUUAGGCUAAUCUAUAACCUAAGUGUAGCCAAUUAGCCUAGUAUGAUACACCUAGGACACUUUAUUUUUUAUAUACGCUAUAUACCGGUAUUUUAGAUUUGUGUUAAACCAUGAGAAUCAAAUGUAUGUUGUAGAGUAGCCUACUUAAUUUCUCAUGGGUUUGUUGGAGAUCACGAGUCGGCCUUCAUCAGUUAUGUUGCCUAUAGCCAAGUAAAAUAUUUUAAACAUAAAUCUGCUUAUCUAACAUGAAAGCUUUUUUUGGU
Molecule: messenger RNA, 1755 nt
Organism: Alosa sapidissima (American shad)
Lineage: Eukaryota; Metazoa; Chordata; Actinopteri; Clupeiformes; Clupeidae
Gene: tmem243a
Product: transmembrane protein 243, mitochondrial a
Exons: 5
Coding region: 250-690 (146 amino acids)
Source: RefSeq, a predicted model, not a curated record